Nymphaea colorata (pocket water lily) is the source of this 1309-nucleotide messenger RNA. RefSeq lists its product as uncharacterized. The record is from RefSeq and is a predicted model, not a curated record. Lineage: Eukaryota; Viridiplantae; Streptophyta; Magnoliopsida; Nymphaeales; Nymphaeaceae. The transcript is spliced from 4 exons. Gene Ontology annotation, cellular component: chloroplast thylakoid. Bases 115 to 927 code for a protein of 270 amino acids.
UCAACCAGUAGGAGGAUCCACGAACUGUAUCACUUAUCCCUUCUGUUAUCCUCUCCACGAUACCAGAGAGAAGGAAAGGGAAAAGCGCGAGGACCAUUUUGCUCCAUCCUCAAAAUGGCGACCACACUCACCUUCCUUCAACUCCUUCCUCCCCAGAAACCAAAACUAAUUCCGCAGAAGCCUUCAAUUCCAGCGUCAAACCAGUUAACCAAAUUCUCCAAAGACACGUCCCAGCUCCAUCACCUCUUCUACCAGAGCCUCGAUCUCUUGAAACCCAUUUCUCUUCCAGCUGCUGCUGUCGCGUUGCCGUUCUUCCUUAACCCCGAGAAUGCGCUUGCGGCGGACGGUGAAUUUGGGCUUCUGGAAGGGCGGAGCUUUGCUUUGGUUCACCCAAUCGUCAUGGGGGGGCUCUUCUUGUACACCCUGUGGGCAGGGUACCUCGGCUGGCAGUGGCGGAGGGUAAGGACCAUCCAGAAUGAGAUCAACGAUCUCAAAAAGCAGGUGAAGCCUGCCGCUUCUGAAGGCGAAGCUUCUGCAGAGCCGCCUAAGUUGUCCCCUGUUGAGAUCAAGAUUCAGCAACUCACUGAGGAGAGGAAGGAGCUGCUAAAAGGGUCCUUCAGGGACAGGCACUUCAACGCAGGAUCAAUUCUUCUCGGAUUCGGGGUGCUUGAAGCAGUUGGUGGUUGUCUCAACACCUGGUUUAGGACCGGCAAGCUUUUCCCAGGACCCCAUUUAUUCGCCGGAGCAGCCAUCACUGUGCUGUGGGCAGCUGCUGCAGCUCUGGUGCCCUCAAUGCAAAAAGGAAGCGAGACGGCAAGGAAUCUUCACAUAGCCCUUAAUGCCCUCAAUGUCGUCCUGUUCGUCUGGCAGAUCCCCACAGGAAUCGAGAUUGUCUACAAGGUCUUUGAGUUCACAACGUGGCCUUAGGCAACAUUAUUCAUUUGCACCCUUUUGCUUCACCAAACCUGUCCAAUUCCUUGGUCAAGCAUAUAUUUGUAUAUCAUAGAGAGAGUAUUUCUCUCUCCCUGGAUGUCUACAUGUACAGUGCUAAGGAGAAGAACUUUCGACCGGCAAAAUUUUCGUGGAAAGGAAGACGAAGCCUUCUCAAAACCUAUAAACUUAAUUUGCUUAUAUCAGUAUUUCAAAUGCAGCCUCCCAUGCAGAAGAUCUACCUGGAGUUGCUUUCUUUUCCCUCUUAACAUGUUCACCAAUGUGUGGUACAGAACCAUAUCUCAACCAGAUCAUGUAUAUCUACACAAUACAUUGUGGACGACGCAUGAAAUAAUAUCAAAUCCUUUGAUGGUACAAA